Lymnaea stagnalis (great pond snail) is the source of this 2205-nucleotide messenger RNA. The record is from the annotation of a GenBank genome assembly. Lineage: Eukaryota; Metazoa; Mollusca; Gastropoda; Lymnaeidae.
AAUACACCGAGUAGAAGAAGAAGUUCAAGAAGUGUAAAGAUUACACCAAAAUUCUUAGAUAUUAGCAGCAUUCUGAUGAAGUCCAUUAAGCCAGAGCCUCCUCCAGAGGAUUCAGAAAGAAAUGAAGAAGGAGAGAUCCAGUAUUUAGAGAUUCAGAAAGAGGAACUGGAGGAGGAGGAAGAAGAAGAAGAAUUGGAAGAUAUUGAAGGUGAUCUUGUAUAUGCCUUGCCCCCAUACCAAUGCUCAACAUGCAAAUCUACUUCCUUUGCGAGUGCGACAGAACUACAGAAUCACUGGGAAACACAUGAUGAGAAUGUCAGUUCAUCAGAGGGUAGACCUUUUAUGUGUGACAAAUGCGGACGUUCAUUUACAGCUUACUUAAACCUUAAGCUACACUACAGAGGACAUACUGGACAAAGGAAAUACAAAUGCCAUGAGUGCGGCAAGAGAUUUGCUCACUUACUUGGUCUGAAAAAGCAUAAAGAAAUGCAUGGCCACCUCACUUUAAAUAAAAAAUACUCCUGUGACUUAUGUGGGAAGUAUUUCAUGGAUUAUCUUGGUGUCGUAAAGCAUAUUGCUCACCAUGUAGCUGAUCGGGAAACAUGCUCUCAUUGUGGCAAGACUUUUGCAAGUCUUCGCAAUCUCCAAACCCAUGAAAAGAUACACGCGAAUGAUCGGCCCUUUCAGUGCAAGAGUUGCCCAAAAGCAUUUGUCAGCAUAUAUAAUCUUCGAGUUCAUGAAACUAUCCACACAGGUGAGAGAAACCACUGUUGUCCUUACUGUGGAAAACGCUACCGUCUAAAGACCGGAUUGGAUUAUCACAUCAAGAAACAUAACCCAGAUGCUCAGUUCAAAUGUGAUAAAUGCCCUAAGACAUUCCUGGACACCCGGCAGUUGGAGAAGCACAUGGACAGACACAGGGGCAUUAAAUUCUUCUUUUGUGAUGUUUGUGGUAAAGGUUUCAUACGUGAAAAGGGAUUCAACAAUCAUAAAAAAAUACAUGAUCGUUCAAUAAAAUAUCCAUGUGACAUGUGUGACAAGCAAUUUGUAACACCAUCUCUUUUGAGAAACCAUCGCACCAUUCAUACGGGUGAAAGACCUCAUGUAUGUAAGGUGUGUGGCAAGGCUUUUAGAAUUCCUCAAGGUUUAAUCAACCACAGGAGACGGCAUAAUCCAAGCAAAAUGUUUCGUUGCAGCGAAUGUCCUAAAAUGUAUUUAGAGAGAAGAGCAUUGGAGAGCCAUAUGCUAUCUCAUCAAGGGGUUAAGCCUUUUACCUGCCUCCAUUGUGGAAAGAAUUUUCUCAGAGAACAAAGCUUAACUAAACAUAUGACCCUUCAUAACUUUCCUGAUGCUCAUAGAUGCACUGUGUGUAACAAAUCUUUUGUUGAUAAGUGGGGUUUGAUUAAACACAGCAGUAUUCACACAGGAGAGAAGCCACAUGUUUGCAAUGUGUGUGGAAAAGGAUUUCGCAUCAAGAAAGGUUUAGAUGACCACACUAAACUUCACAAUAAAGAGCUUCAGUUCCAGUGUCCACUUUGUCCAAAAUCUUUUGUUGAGAAACGAGGCUUAGAUUAUCACCUUCGUGCCCACAGAGGAGAGAAAACACAUGUAUGUGAGCUAUGUGGGGAGAGGUUUGUGAAUCCAAAUUCACUUAAAGUCCACUAUCGCCGCCACACAGGUGAGAAGCCCUACAAAUGCUCAUUCUGUGCUAAAGCGUUCAGUCAGCAAGGCACACUAAUAGCCCAUGAGCGCUACCACAAGGGAGAAAAGCCAUACAUGUGUGGCACUUGUGGUGAGGGAUUUACCACGAAAAGUCAUUUGACAAUCCAUGUAAGGAAACAUACUAAUGAUCGACCUUACAAAUGCGAAUACUGCGACUAUGCUGGUACAACCAGAAGUUUACUCAAUGUUCAUCUGCUUCGUCAUUCAAGCAACAAGCCAUUCAAAUGUACUGUAUGUCCUGCUGCAUUUAAGCGACAGCACCAUUUAGAGGGCCAUCUACGCAAGCACACAGACAGAGAUAAACUGUUCCGCUGCUCAUUUUGUGAAACAACUUGUAUUUCUGAAGAGCGCCUAAAGAAACACAUGAAAACCCAUGAGAUUGUUGUUGUAUCCACAGCCACGGAGGACGAUAUCUUUCAUGUUAAUAACACUAAUAGAAGUGAAGGGCCAGUUGAAGUAGCUUACGACAUUAUACUUCUGUAG